Coregonus sp. 'balchen' is the source of this 14232-nucleotide messenger RNA. Lineage: Eukaryota; Metazoa; Chordata; Actinopteri; Salmoniformes; Salmonidae. The record is from the annotation of a GenBank genome assembly.
AUGCAGGGAGGUAAGAAGCAGGCAGGCAGGCAGGGAAGUAAGCAGGCAGGACAGGGAGGUAAGCAGGCAGGCAUGGAGGGAGGUAAGCAGGCAGACAGACCGACAGGGAGGUAAGUAGACCGGCAGGGAGGGAGGUAAGCAGGCAGACAGACCGACAGGGAGGUAAGUAGACCGGCAGGCAGGGAGGGAGGGAGGUAAGCCGGCAUGGAGGCAAACAAUCAAGGAUAGGGUAAUAGGCGUAUGUUCCCUUUAAAGCCACGGCUGUUCAAAUGGUGUGUGUCAUACUCCCACUGUUCCUCUGCCCUCUCUAUUCUGAGACAGUCCUCAUUUUCUCUCAAGGUCAAGUGUGUGUAGUCUACCUUUGCUCUCCUCUACUGCUCCACACCUCCCUCUCUCCCUUUUCCUCUUUCCUUCUGUCAUUCCACUCUCCUCGCACUGAUUCCCUCUCCUGUUCUCGCUCUCAUUCUCUUUCUCUCUCUGUCCCUCAGAUGUCGCUCAUCAACCUUGUUUAUUGCUUCCCCUUCUCUCCUCUCUCGGUCUCCCUCUUUCCUUUCCUUCAUUCCCUGUUCUCUCCAUUCCUCCCUCAUGUCCCUUCCUUCACUCGUCACUCUCACCCUGCUGUCUCCCUUUCUUUUUCAGGCUCUCUCACUUUCAGCCUAUCUCUCUCUCUUCCUCUCUCUCCUCUCACCCUCUCUCUCUUUCAACCUUUCAUCCCCCGCUCUCUCUUGCUGUCCACUCAUCCUGCAUCACUUUGACAUCCCCUAGCUGUCUCCCCUCCUCUCGUCCUUCCAUCCACCUCCUUUUCCUGAUCCGUUUUACCUCCAUCAAAGGUAUGGUGGGAAAUAUGUAGAUGUCAGUCAGUGUCAGGCAGAGAUCAGAGAGGACGGGGUUAAUAUGGCAGGGGUGUCACUGCUCUCAGGGUGUGUGUGAGAGCGACUUAAUGAUUGGUGACAGUACUUAGGAUGCCGACUUGAACAUUGAUGUGCUACUAUUAGAUGGCCCAAAUCGGUGUUGGGUGUGUGUAUGUGUUGGUGGGCGUGUUGUGUGUCACCCGUCCUUUAGGCGGUAAACUGAAGCACAGUAAAGUAGAGCAGCACUGACUGACACACAGCUUCUGUUCUCUCUCCUCCCUCUCCAUCCUACCCUUCAACCAUCUCCUCUCUCUCUGUUUCCUCUACCCUUCUCAAAUCAAAUGUUAUUCGUCACAUGCUUCGUAAACAACAGGUGCAGACUAACAGUGAAAUGCUUACUUACAGGCCCUUCCCAACAAUACAGAAAGGGGGAAAAUACAAAUAAUAGAAAAACUAACUAGGCAACAGGAUAGACUAUAAACAGUAACAGCAGUGUAUGUGAUGAGUCAAAAGAGUUGGUGCAAAAAGGAUCAAUGCAGUAAGUCCGGGUAGCUAUUGGUUAACAUACUGAACAAAAAUAUAAACACAACAUGUAAAUGUUGGUCCCAUGUUUCAUGAGCUGAAAUAAAAGAUCCAUAAUUUUUCCAUAUGCACAAAAAGCUUAUUUCUCUCAAAUUUUGUGGCCAAAUUUGUUUACAUCACUGUUAGUGAACAUUUGUCCUUUACAAUAUAAUCCAUCCACCUGACAGGUGUGGCAUAUCACAAAGCUAAUUAAACAGCAUGAUCAUUACACAGGUGCACCUUGUGCUGAGGACAAUAAAAGGCCACUCUAAAAUGUGCAGUUUUGUCACACAACACAAUGGCAACGUUGUUUUAGAUAAUUUGGCAGUACGUCCAACCGGCCUCAUAACCGCAGACCAGGUGUAACCACGCCAGCCCAGGACCUCCACAUCCGGCUUCUUCACCUGCAGGAUCUGAGACCAGCCACCUGGACAGCUGAUGAAACUGAGGAGUAUUUCUGUCUGUAAUGAAGUCCUUUUGUGGGGAAAAACUCAUUCUGAUUGGCUGGGCCUGGCUCCCAAGUGGGUGGGCCUAUGCCCUCCAGGCCCACCCAUGGCUGCGCCCCUGCCCAGUCAUAUAAAAUCCAAAGAUUAGGGCCUAAUGAAUUUAUUUGUAAACUGUAACUCAGUAAAAUCGUUAAAAUUGUUGCAUGCUGCGUUUUUAUAUUUUUGUUCAAUAUAUUUAACAAACUAUUUGGCAGUCUUAUGGCUUGGGGGUAGAAGAUGUUCAGGGUCUUGUUGGUUCCAGACUCCUCUCGCUCUCGGUUUUCUCUACCCUUCAAUCCUCUCUCUCUUUCUCCCUCCCUCUCCUCUCUCUCUCUCUCUCCUUGCCUCUCCCCCUUCAAUCUUCUCAUCUCCAUCCUCUCCUCCUUAUUCUAUUUGAAUCUGUCCACUUCACUCUUCUCUAUAUUUAUAGUUUAAUAUUAGUUAUCUGUUUUAAGGCAUCCUUACCUUAGUGACACAAAUUAGGUGUGUGUGUGUGUGGUGUGGUGUGUGUGUGUGCACGCUUAUCAAUACAGUUCUGUGUAAUGACCUGUGGCAUGCAAAGUUGACUCAAUCCAUACUCCCCAGUGGAGACGAGCAAUCCUGGGUUUCAAUAGCCCUCCAUCCCUCCCUCCUUCCCUCGCUAGAGCCGAGCAGGUCCCAGAGCUAAUCUGUAGUGGGUCUAGCUGCUGCCUGAUCCCUCCCGAACACUCCCAUCACCUAGAUCACACAGCAAUAGGCCCUACACUAGGGCAUAAUACAUACAGGGUUUCAAGGUCUGGAGAGGCACCAGGAUCCAGCUAGAACACACUCAGAUUCUGAACCCUUCACCCCGUGCACUGAUUCAUUCACUUCACUCCCACUCGUUGAUUUGCCAGUAUAAGAACUGAACCUUAUCUGUGAAGGAAUAUGGUGGAAACUCCCUAUAGCCCCAUGCUUACACCAACUGAAUGCUGUUAAUACCAUGAGGGGGCGUGAACAAGUGCACACUUCAGAGAGAAGACUGGGAAAUGGGAUUGCAACCAGUGCUUCUGGCUCUAUUCAGUCAUAGCAGCAAUCUCAGGGUGGUUGUAAAGAGGUUAUGUGGUUGCAGAAGGGUUAUUUUGUGGUUUGAGUCGGUGCUGGGAGAGAUGGUGGGUUAUUCUAGAAAUACCUUGCUUGUUUCUCUCUCUCUCUCUCCUCUCUCUCUCUCUCUCUCUCUCUCUCUCUUCUCUCUCUCCUCUCUCUCUCUCUCUCUCUCUCUCUCUCUCUCUCUCUUUCUCUCUCUCUCUCUCUUAAGACCAUGGUAGCAGUAGGCUGGGAUCUCAUCACCACCAGAGAAGACGUCAGUCCUGGCCUUCUCUCUCUCUCUCUCUCUCUCUUUCUCCCCUCUCCCCUUCUUUUUAAAGACCAUGGUAGCAGAGGUAGGCUGUGUGGAUUGCUCAUCACCACCAGAGAAGACGUCAGUCCUGGCCUUUGACUCGUGUCUCCAUAGGGAUGGUGUGUUUUCCACCCCAUCUUCUUCUCUAGUCUUAGUCUCUAGAGGAUGGACAAACCAGUAGAACCAGUUAUGAUGCUAAUUGUUUGUCUUGACGGGAACAUCGAUUUCAGUAUCAAUCACAUGGGUGUGUGAGUGUUGAUACACACAUAUGGGAGAGUGACACACAGAGACACAGAGAGAGACAGAGAAGACACAGGGAAACACAGAAGGGACACAGAAGAGACACAGAAGAGACACCAGACAACACACAGUAGAUACAUCACAGAGACACAGAGAGAGACACACAGAGACCCAGAGAGAGAGACAGAGAGAAAUCGAUAUGUUGGUAAACAUUGACAGGUGUGUCACACUAGAUAGUUUGUGUCUUUACGUAGAACAGGUAGAUCAGACAGACACACCGAUGCACAUUCAUUCAUACAGUUAAUUACAUUUUCACGCAGACAUGGAUGAAAGACACAUUCUGGUGACUUGUCAGGACGUUGUGGUCCUGAUAAUGUAGGAAACAUGUACACACAAACACACACCAAUCCCUGUACACAGUGUGUGUGCCUGCACCGAGUAAAUGGCUGGUUCUAGAAAAGCAUAAGCCAUCCAAAUGAUUUAUGACCUGUGUGGAGCAGACUGGUGUUUUUCCUCUUCACUACAUGUCCCUGUUUCCUCCACUCAUCGCUAGAAUGGGGGGCGUGCACGAACACACACACACACACACACACACACCCCUCUAGCAGACUCCUGGAACGUUGACCUACUUGCUUACUGUAGGUAGUCUUAAUGGCGUUCCAGACGAUUCCACAGUACUAUAAUCUGUCAUCGGACAGACUAGGGCCUGGUCCCAACAAGCUUCCUCUCCUCAUCAGGCAGACUGGGGCUGGGGCCUGGUCCCAAUAGUCUCAACAAGCUUCCUCUCCUACUCUCCUUUCCUUCAUGGCCUCUGACGUAGAACAGGGAGGGGAAAACCGGAAGCCGUGGUGAAAGGUGCACUAACGUCCUCUCCUCUUCCUCCCAGGGGCGGUGUCUCAGCAGGUGAAGGUGGAACCGGAGGUGAUGUCAUACCCCAGCCAGGCGGUCAACCUGAGGUGUGCCUUUACAGACGCUGGAGGGAUACAGCUCACACAGGUCAGUGUCCGACAGACAGGAACUCAAAUGUAGACAAAUGGAUAGGUUUUUACAACUUGAGAAGAAAGUCAUAAAUGAUAAUCAAAGGCACACAUACAGGAACUAAUGUCUGUACUCGUGGGUUUUACCGUCUUAACAAUUUACGUCCAUGGCCAUUAACAAGAGAAAAUUAUACAUUAUUAUAAAGACACUUUGUCCUUGAUCAUCCAAGUUUACAUGCCUUGUACAGCUUUUAUCUACUUUAGUUUAGAUGGUAAUACAUGUACACAAAGAAAAUAGUAAAAGUAGCUGUUAUUUAUUUACCCCUUUUCCCCGUUUGACAGGUUGUGUAAUAUCUGAAUGAAUAAACUUGACUGUACUACGCAGGUAUCCUGGAUCUAUGAGCCCAAGGAGGGCGAGAGGCUCAACAUCGCCGUUUACCACCCUAGUUUUGGGGCAAGUUACCCCACAUCGCCCCUGAAGGGGCGUGUCAGCUUCACGACGAACCCCCCCUCCCUCAGUAACCCCUCCAUCCAGAUCUCGGACGUCAAGAUGACUGACGAGGGGAAAUACAUCUGUGAAUACGCCACCUACCCCAGCGGCAACGAACAGGGCGUCACCUCCCUCGUCAUGCUAGGUAGGACCGUAUGUGUGUCUUUCUUUAGGGUGUGUGUGUGUAUGUGUGGUCUGUUAUGUGUGUGUAUCCACGUUCUAUUAUGUAUCUGUGUGUAAGUGCUCUCGUGCCUCCCCCUCCCCCCAUCCCAUCCGACCUCUACCCUACAGGUUGAAAUCCUGUCCAUGCAGCUUAAUUGCUAUUAUAAAUGGUAUUGUCAGAUCAAUUGUGUUUUUGUUAAUGCGUUAGAACCAUUGCUCUAACCUUGGUGCAGCUCUCCCCUCGGGCGUUUAUUGAUCCGGCUGCUUGUCAUGCUUGGUGUCGGCUCUUUUCCUGAUCACUGUACUCACGUUCAACACCCAUGGAGAGACUGGGAGAGGGAGAACAAACAGAUAAAGGUUGUCUUGUUUUCUCCGGUCUCGUCGUUUAUCAAUAUUGGUGUUCAUUCAUUAUUCUCUCUUCCCUCCAUCCCUCCAUCAGCCAAACCCAGGAACUCUGCCUCCGGGGUAACAGCGAUAGCCUCCACUGUCGCCGCGGGAGCCAAGCCAGUUGUCGUGGCCCGCUGUGAGUCGGUCGACGGUCGCCCUGCUGCCCAGAUCGCCUGGGUGACGGCUGUCAACGGCAACGCUACCUCCGCCUCUAAGGCGGGCGUUGACAACACUGUGACGGUAUCCAGCGAGUACAUGCUGGUUCCCACAGCAGCAGACAACGGCAAAGACAUCAGCUGUGUGGUGUCCCACCGGACCCAGGCCAAGCCUGAGAGCUUCCUGAUGAAACUGACCAUAGAGUGUAAGGCCGCUGCACACACACACACUUACUCAUGCAGACCGUAUUCUCAGACCUUUUUAAUGUUGUCAUGCAUAUGCGUCAGAAUACAAUUAUUUUCUCCCUGUAGGAAGUAACACUAAUUAACCUCUCUCUCCCCCUCUCUCUCUUUCUCUAUCCCUACCCCCUCUCUCUCCCUCAGACCCCCCACAGGUGACCAUCGGGGGCUAUGAUGAUAACUGGUACGUGGGUCGGACCAACGUGGCUCUGACCUGUCAGGCUACUGGCAACCCCAUCCCUACCACCCUCACAUGGAAAACGUGAGUGUCAGUCCGUCUCUUUGUCAGUCUCGGUCUCUCUCGUUCUUUAUCACUCCAUCCACAGGCCACUAUAAACCACAGAUAGUAUUAUGAUCAUAAUGAUCAACUCUACAGCCAAUGGCCUCUUAUCUUAUUCCAUAGUGGAGUUUGACUCCAGGUUCAACCCCAGUAGAAACAAUAAGCCAUGCGGUGUCCUGACUGGCUGGUUCAAAGCCAGUUACUUGUAUUAUGUUUUUGUAGGGAGAUCUGAGCCAGGUUCCAAUACUUAUGUUUUCCUCCCUCUCUUCCACCCCCUCCUCCUCCUCCACUCUCCCUCUACUCCCAGUAUGACCGGUCAGAUGCCAGACACAGUGCAGAUAAAAGAAAAUGUGCUGACCGUGCUGAAGGUGGAUGAGCAGACCAACACAACCUUUGUCUGCGAGGCCAAGAACCGCCUGGGCACCGGCAAGGACCAGGUCACUGUUAUGGUCAGAGGUGAGUCAACACACACCUGAACACACACACUUGAAAUGACUGUAAUCAUACACAUGUGCAUGCUAUGCUACAAACACACCUGGACACACACCUGAAAACACACUUACUAUACAUGCAGGCAUGCCGGGUUAACACAACACACACACACACACACACACACACACACAGAGGGUGUGGUGACGCUUUCCUGUACUGUAGGGGUCAGGUAGAAGCAUGCUCUGUCCCUGGGGUUAGUGGUGGGGGGUGUUUGGUGUGAGCCAGUUUACUGGGCCUCUAUACCUCCGUUUGGGUUUUCCAUCUAUCCAUCUUCUACCCUUUGAAACCUUAUCACUCCUCUCUUUCUGUUCAUACCUAUGGAUCCUGUGAUGUUUGAGCUCUACUCGUCUGUUCAUCUACUGGUAGAAUGGAUUGAAUCAUCAUCAGAGACAGUUUCAAGUCUCUGUACACUUGCAGGCUUAGUUUAUUGAGGGUACGGUUUGCAUUGGACUGGACUGAAAGGCAACCCCAUGGCCUUGCUAUCUCCUUGUUGUGUACUGUGACAAACUCCACUAUGGAAUAAGAUAAGAGGCCAUUGGCUGUAGAGUUGAUCAUUAUGAUCAUAAUAUUAUCUGUGGUUUAUAGUGGCCUGUGGAUGGAGUGAUAAAGAACGAGAGAGACCGAGACUGACAAAGAGACGGACUGACACUCACGUUUUCCAUGUGAGGGUGGUAGGGAUGGGGUUGCCAGUAGCCUGACAGGUCAGAGCCACGUUGGUCCGACCCACGUACCAGUUAUCAUCAUAGCCCCCGAUGGUCACCUGUGGGGGGUCUGAGGGAGAGAGAGGGGGUAGGGAUAGAUCCACACUGCACCACUUGAAAGAGGGAUGUUCCGUGUUCGGUCGACCGCGCCCGUUUAAAUAAAGAACACUCUGUCCAUCUAUCCCUCCAUCCCUCUACAGCUUUAGCUUUCCCCUCCACGAGUUCCACCUUGCUCUCUCUCUCUCUUAUAAAAAAUACAUCCACCCCCCCUGAUCUGCACUUUACCUGAAGUCGUUUUGUGCUGACACGGGGGAAUGCAGGACAAAUGGAUAAAAAGUGCAAUUCACUGGUGAAUGUGUUUUAAAAACCACCAUUCCUCCUCCUCUCCUCUCCUCUCCUCCCCUCCCUCGCUCCGUCCCUCACCUCCUCAUGAUACUAAUGUGUUCUCUCUGAUGGGCCACUAGCGUCUCUCUGGGACAUAACGGACGUCCCCAUGCAGGCCCACUGGGUAUUACAGGCCUGGGUAUGGGUACAGGACAGGCGGCUGGGGGGAGGGAGGUAGAGAGAGGAGGGGAGAAAAAUGGGGAGGGGUGAUGGAGAGACUGAAAUGGGGAGAGAUUGGGAGAGAGAAAGGGGAAGGAUUGGAAGAGGGUAGAGGGGUAGAGAGAGUGUCUGUUUUUAGAAUAAAGAGGGAGGUGAGAGGGGAACAGGAUGCUGAUGGCAUUUAAAACCCCUAUGGGAAUCUAUGGCACUGCUUCUCCUCUCUCUAUGAUUUGUGUGUGAGCGAGCAGGCUGACAGUGCUGUGAGUGUGUGUGUAGCGGGGUGCUGUAGUGUAGUCUCUCUCUAUCCUCUCUGAGCGGAUCAGUCUGUCUCUGCUGCUUCAGCUCCUGGCUGCUUCUCCUUCUUAACUCCCUCCCUCCCCCUCAUCAUCCUGUCUCCCAUAAACUCUGCUGUCCAUCAUCCUGUCUCCCAGAAUUGUUAAUUUCCUGUCCUCCCUCUCUCUCCUCCUCUUCGGUCCGUCACCCCUACAUUCCCUCUUCUUUCCCUCUUCUCUCCCUGUCUUUCUUCUUCUCCCCCUCCCCCUUCAUCUCUCCUGCUAUACUCCCCUCCCUUAUUGUUUCUUGUCCUGUCCAGUCAUCUCCCUCUUCUCUCCUUUUCUCCUGUCAUUCCCCCUCCUCAGUGAGUAAGAGAGUCAAAAGGGGGAUGAAUGAACUGAGUGCAGGCACACACAGAGAGAGACGGAGAGAGGUAGUGUAAAAACCGAUGGAGUGCUAAUGCAGUGGAGCUGUGUCCAAACAGGGCUGAGAGGGGGCGAUGGGUGUGAAAUGACUAUAGCAGGCUCCUGCUGCUGCCCCUGUCCUGCUCCUGUCCUGCCCCCAGCUGUGUGACAACUGACUCACAGAGCCCUGCACAGGGUUAUGAGCUGACCUGGGACCUGUCUCUUUUGUCUGUCUGUGUCCCUGCCCCUGGUCCGGUCCUCUCUAACUAGCCUCAAUCCCAGGGAAGGACGGAAGGAUGGGGAGGGAGAGGCCAUCUCACUCUCCCUCCCUUCUCCCCCUUCUCUCUGUCAGUGUUCCUAUCAUGCUCCUACAGCGCUGUACUGAUCUGUGCUCAGUGGAGAGACAUGCCGUUAGCCAUCUCUGAGACCCCCUCUCUCUGUCUCUCUUAAAUACCAGCCCACAGCACUGAGCCUGUCUCCCUUUCCCCUCGAUCUCCCUCUCACCCCAUUCUCUCUCUCUCUCUCCCUUCCUUUCUCUCUCAUACCUCUCUCUCGCUCCCUCUCAUCCCCCUUUUCCCUCUCCCCCUCUCUCUCUCUCUCUCAUCCUGCUGAGCUGGUCUCUCCUUCUCUUAACGUUUAAAUACCAGCUCUCUUAAUCACUGCUUAGCUCCCCCGAUCCUGCACUGGAACCUGCUCCGCCGCGGUUAGCUAACCCACUUUCUGCCAUCCCCACUGUCUCCAAUCCCUAUUCCCAUGCACUGGUGUCACAUCAAAAUCCUUCCCCACCCGUUCAGAAGACUAACCUUUUUCCUUUCCGUUUCACAUAUUCCCCUGUAGUGGUGUCACAUAAAAAUUAGCCCCCCUUCAGAAGAUGAACCUCCUCCGUUCCGCUUCCCCCCAGUCUGUCUGUCUCUGGCCAUUUGUACAGAGAGGGGGAACAUAUCUAAUGUAGUCUGUUCCUCUCCAGCCUCCAGGCCUGACUGGCCCUCUGAUGACAUCCAUCCACCCCUCAUUAAGACAUGGUCAAGACCAGAUACAUGUAUAAUACUGUAUAAAUAGUCUGAUCCAGACCAUUCAAUAAGUCACAUUCUGUACUGCUGCAAACUCACCAUCUCUCUCUCUGUGAAGAAACCAGCCAAAAACCAACCAAUCCAUCUUCUCCCAUAAUAUAAUGUAAUGUAAUAUAUGCCCAUGCAUCACUGAGUGGUGUGUGUGGUUGGGGGUUGCUGCUGCAUGUCUUUGGGAGGCGGGCGGCAGCAGGCUUUAUUUCCGCCUCAUCUCUCUCAUUACUUGCGGUUACUUGGAGCUUAUGGUCAUGCAUGACGCAAUCUAUAAAAGGCAUCAUGUUUUCCUCAACCAGUGGUUUUUGUGCUGGAGCUACGCAUAGUGUUUUGGCAUACCGGACAGCCCCGGGGGCCAACGAGCUCUUGGGGCCCAUGCUCCUGUCUGACACAAAUAAUUGUGACAGUAACCCUCCAAAAAGUCAUUAAGAAUCUUUUUAAUGUACUAGGAAGCUAAGCAUUUGUUUCUUGGGCUUCAAGAAUGUGACUGAUCAAAGUGCCUCAGGCCUUGAAAAAUAAAUAAUUAAACUGAUUGAAAGUAUAAGGGGAUAUCGGUGAACAAAUGCCAUUGUCAAGGCUACGACGGCGCCAGUGCAGUGAGUGGAGCUUACCAGGAGUUCAAAAACGUAUGUCAGACCAAGAGCCUUAGGUAGUUCUUUUGAGUUUUAAUUUAGAAAACGAUCUCUCCGCAGAAGCGACAGUUACAGGGAUGGUUAAAAACAGCUUGAUUGCUGUAGCAAGAAAGGUGAACUGGGCAGAAGGGAGUGGGUGCUUCAAAUAUAGCAGUUCUGCAACAUCUUUAAUUGAGCCUCUCGCAUUCUUCUUAAUUGUCGGCCUCAACACGUUACGGAAAGAGAUGAACUGUAUAGGAAUCUCUGGGACACGUCGUCUGGAUACUGGACAGCCAGUAAAUUGGCAGAUGCAAACAGAUUAUUAUCUUGAGCGGACAACAGUUCUUGAGAGCUCAAACAAAAAAAGCACUUUGCGAGUUUGUUCAUACUGGUGAACCGCCAUUUCAGUUGUGUGGUUGCAAUGGUUUCAACAGUCCUUUAUCUUUGGUAUAUCUUGCUAUGCAUCAUUCAAGACUAAGUUUAAAUUGUGUGCCGCACAAUGGACAUAUAAUGCACAAUGUUUCUGGAAAGACUGUCUGGGUUGACAAUACUCAGUAUAGAAAACAGUCGGACCUGCAAUCUGUACCUACAGGUCAUGGUGAAAACAUUUGCACACAAAAAUGCAAGGUGAUGGAGCAGCAUAUAUAGGCCUCUACAUAGGAAAAAAGAGAUUGGCAUUAAUAGACUGGUUUUACGCAGUCCAGAGAAACUGCGUUGUGCCAUUGAGAGCGAGGGAGAUAUUUGAAUGCAUUUUUCAUUGAGAAGAUUGUGUACUGCUCUUCCCAAGGCACUGUGCUCAGUGUGUUGAUUCCCUGACUGGGAGAAGUGUGUGUGUGCGUGCACAAGGAAAAUUCUCUCUCGUGGUGAAAUUUUCCACAUCCCCACGAGGACAAUAGCUAUUUUAAGCUUAGGUUAUGGUUAGGGAAAAUAGGAUCUUGAAUGGAAAUCAAUUUUAGGUCCCCACAAGGAUAGUAAAACAUAUGGUGUGUGUGUGAUCAUGCUGGUGAGAGCUGGUCCCAUGCUGUUUAGAAUGCCAAACACCUUAGGAGAGGAAGCAUUUCUCUACAGGAAGCUGUUUAGUGAAACCUUGGAACACAACACUACUGUUCUCUACUAGCACUGUGCUGUUCUCUACUAGCGCUCUGCUGUUCUCUACUAGCGCUCUGCUGUUCUCUACUAGCGCUGUGCUGUCCUCUACUAGCGCUCUGCUGUCCUCUACUAGCGCUGUGCUGUUCUCUACUAGCGCUCUGCUGUUCUCUACUAGCGCUCUGCUGUUCUCUACUAGCGCUCUGCUGUUCUCUACUAGCGCUCUGCUGUCCUCUACUAGCGCUCUGCUGUCCUCUACUAGCGCUCUGCUGUCCUCUACUAGCGCUCUGCUGUUCUCUACUAGCGCUCUGCUGUUCUCUACUAGCGCUCUGCUGUUCUCUACUAGCGCUCUGCUGUUCUCUACUAGCGCUCUGCUGUUCUCUACUAGCACUCUGCUGUUCUCUACUAGCGCUCUGCUGUCCUCUACUAGCGCUCUGCUGUUCUCUACUAGCGCUCUGCUGUUCUCUACUAGCGCUCUGCUGUCCUCUACUAGCGCUCUGCUGUUCUCUACUAGCGCUCUGCUGUUCUCUACUAGCACUCUACUGUACCACCCAGACCAGCCACCAACCCUGUUGCCCCUGACCACAGAUCUAGUAUCAGAUUAACCAACCUUUAACCAUUGGGAGGAUUAGAAUAUAUCAGGGCCUCUAUUAAUAAAGCAUCUCACUGCUGAUCUAAGAUCAGUUUUGCCUUAUAAAUCAUAAUGAAUUAGAUUACAUGGACGGGGGACUUCUCAGAUCAGCACUCUUACUCAGAGACAAUCUUGAUGAAUGUGGCCCCUGACCCUGUAUCAGUGUUUAGGGGACACUUGUACCUACUCCAUCCUUUAGCACCUCAAGUUACUGAGGCUCUGGGUCCACUGGAGACCGAGGUUUAAAUGCAUUUCCUGUGUUUUUAUUAUAGGAGGGAUUGGAGGACCAUGUCUCACUGUCAUGUGUCAAUGGAAAGGUUUAGCUACUGUGUGGGGGGGGGGGGGGGGGGGAAGAGGAGGAGAAGGGUUGAGAGAGAGGAAGCUGGAUGAAAAGAAAGGUGUUGGGGGAGAGCAGUAGAGGGGGAGAGCAGUAGAGCAGGGUGGUCUCGGGACCUCUCCACAGCCCUGAUUUAGACAUCACUCCCCUCCCUGGAGUCUCAUACAUCACACUUCCUCCUUACCCGCAUUACAGCACUAGUGUUUAGUGGACAGAGAACAAAACUGUCCCAAUGUGAUCCUCUACACCAGGUCUCUGCUUGAGAUACUGCGUGGUCUGUAACAGAGAUUGCUAAGAAGUAAUGCUAAAUAACUAGCAGUCUAUCUCACCAGCCGGUGUGUCUGGAGUCAUGAGCCUUGCAAUAUGACCAAACUGGGUAUGAGGGAAUACACCGUCCGGGGCUUAUACAACAGAGCUCAAUUGAGUGUUCAGUAGCUAGGGGAGAGAGAGGGGCGGACCGACACACUGUCCCCUCUUCUACAUUAUAGUAGCUUGAAGCAGGAGUUGUCAUUCUGCUGUCUCGCUCUGUCAGUCACCACCACCCCGCAUCCUCCUCCUUUUCUCCUUCUCCUCCAUCCCUGGCUGCAUCCCUCCAUCCAUGUAUCAUCCUCCUCUCCUGCAUGGCCUCCACCUGUUCUUGCCCUCCGGACUCAAGCCUCUCUGGACUCCAGAGGAUGUCUUUUGUUUUUGCUUAAUCGUUCUGCUAUUUUGUGGGUGGGGGGGACUGAGACUAAAGUGGACCUGCACACUGCACUCACACUGUUCAGGAGGAGACGUCAUUGGCACGUUGCCUCGAUGUUGCAGAGACCUUGUUGAAAUGUUGCUCUGACGUUAUUGGGGCGUUUGUGAGGGAAUGGGGACAGGAGCAGCUCAGAGGGAGAGUAGGAAACGCCAGUGACGUUAAACACUGCUGUUAGAGCCUCAGCACACACACACUCCCACACUCACACACUCCCACACUCCCACGUGCAAAAACACAUCACGUGGAAUACAUUUACAUUUACAUUUAAGUCAUUUAGCAGACGCUCUUAUCCAGAGCGACUUACAAAUUGGUGCAUUCAACUUAUGUAAGCCAGUGGGACAACCACUUUUUUUUUUAUGUGGGGUAGAAGGAUUACUGUUAUACUAUUCCAGGUAGUGCAGACUACUGACAUCAUCCAACCCCUCCUCUUCUUCUCUCCCUCCCUCCUCCCUCUUGUCCUCUCUUGCUUUAUUUCCCCUUUUUUUCCCUCUCCAUCUGCUUUCCUCCACCUGUCUCAUCCUCUUAUUCUUCUCUCUCUCUCUCCUCUCCCUUCCCUCCCUCCUACAGAACCCUCUAUGGUCCCGUCCAACGCGGGCGUGGUGGCAGGUGCUGUGAUUGGCUCCCUUCUGGUCCUCCUCCUCGUCGCUGCCCUUAUUGCCGUCCUGGUCACCCGCAGCCGCCGGCAACAGCAGGGUUACCGCGGCAACCCAAACCACAGCUCCUACGACAUCAAGUCACGCAUCUUCGGCAGUGGCAAGAAGGGGAGCAAGAACGGGACGGGUGCUGGCGCCGGGGGCAACGGGGCGGGCGGCAACAACAACAGCCCCAUCUACGUCUACAGGGAGGGCUCCGCCCAUGAUGGCAUGACUGAGAAGGCCAAUCACCACGUGCCGCUACACCUAGGGGGGCGUGGUGAGGGUGGGGUUGGGACGGCGCCCACGGCGCAGGACAUCCUGCUGAGCAGCGAGCUGGACGAGGCGGAACGGAGGAAGUUUGACCAGCUGGAGGACGACGAGGAGAGUUACGACCACUUCGGAGGGGGCGGGCCCAUCCUGCAGCUCCGCCCACCACAUGACCAGGAUGGAAUCAUUGGCGGUUACCUUGACGACGACAUGGAGUCUCAGCGCGACGGGUCGGUCAUCUCACGGACUGCCGUGUACGUGUAG